Caenorhabditis briggsae is the source of this 1059-nucleotide messenger RNA. The record is from RefSeq and is a predicted model, not a curated record. Gene Ontology annotation, biological process: regulation of transcription by RNA polymerase II; cell fate specification; positive regulation of DNA-templated transcription. Gene Ontology annotation, molecular function: DNA-binding transcription factor activity, RNA polymerase II-specific; RNA polymerase II cis-regulatory region sequence-specific DNA binding. The coding region runs from base 1 to 1059 and encodes 352 amino acids. The transcript has 3 exons. NCBI's taxonomy places the organism in Eukaryota, Metazoa, Nematoda, Chromadorea, Rhabditida, Rhabditidae. Gene Ontology annotation, cellular component: nucleus.
AUGACUUCUUCUCCCACAUCCGCCAUCUCAGCGAGCCUGACUCCAGAGUAUGAUGCACUCUGGCAUAAGCUUCAUCCUCUUCAACACGAAAUGAUUAUAACUGGCGUUGGUCGUCGUGUUUAUCCACUAUUGGAGUAUCAGUUUAGUGGCAUGAAUCCAGACAAAAUUUACACAACUUCGGUUCACUUUGAAUACGUCGACGACAAAAAACUGAGAUUCUGUAAGGGAAAGUAUGUCGAGUCGGUAUCCCAAGAAAAGAAGGAAGCUCCACGAAAGGUUCAACACAAGUCAGGAGCAAAGUUGGGUUCUAAAUGGAUGGCCUCACCUGUUAAUUUCGAGACGUCAGAAUCUCAAAUAGAAAGACGAGAGAAGAGGAAGAUAGCUCAAAUUGUUUCAGGUCCAUCUCCAUGCUCAGCACAGAUACUUGCCAGUUUUGACUAUCAGCGAGGAGGGAGGAUCAAACUACGGAUCAGACUCCCACACACCGUUUUUAUCACAGCCACUUUGUAUCACAUUGAUGAAGUUAACAAGAUCAAGACCGAUUCAAAUGAAUAUGCAAAAUCCAAUAGAGGGGGUCGCCGUCGUCUCCGAGCCGUUGAGUCGUCGGCCACUAGCCCACCUACCAAGAAAAGCAGAAAAGAAACUCUAGUUCAAGAAGAAACUUUUCCAGAAGCUUCAGUUCCUGUCGUCCCAAACUCGAUUCCAAACCCACCAGUCAUUGAUCCUGCUCUCUUGAGUACUCUUCCAUUCCCAUCCGCUGGUCUCUUCACUCAAACUCCAAAUUCAUCGACCAUCCCAACAGUCCAAGUCGUCCCACCAGCCAAUCCAUUGAAUGCUUUCUCCUCGAUUCCAUGGUUGAACCCAGUGAACAAUCCAUACCUUUUGGCUGCAAUGGGACUACAAUUCCCAACCAUCUCAUUCCCGUAUUUGCCUUCAACGCCGUAUUCACCGCUCACUCCAACUUCUUCCAUCUCUCCAGACUCUCAGCCCACACAACCGGAAGAUCCAGUAAAGACUGCAGUUAUCGAUAAGGUCAUCAAAGAAGAGGUCGAUAUAUGA